GCCUAGGUCAGCCAUGUUUGCUCAUAGUGCGUAAGCCACAGAGUUAAGCGUGCCUUGUGAGUGUUUAAAUUCUAUUUUAUCCUCGUCACAGACCUUAUGUAUCGCUUGAUGUUAUAAAUCUUGUGAAUUUUAAGAAAGGCAUUGCGUGGAACACAAUAAAAUCUGUCUUAAGAUUCAAGUCUGACAAAAAGAAUUUUUGCACGUCGCGCUAACUAACUCAUAUUACACACGCGUACAUACGCAUUCGCACCCACACACACGCAUCAUUAUUCUCGAGAUCUUUUUGAGCGCGGAAAUAAAGAAAAUUAAAAAUAAAUAUGCUUCCCGCAGCGUUCAAUGUGAAUGCGCUUAGCUGACAAUAAGUCGCGUUGCAACUUCGAUGGAUUCUGAGCAGUCAGAGUGCGCGUUUGUUUUUGUUCUUUCGUCUGUGUGUCCUUGAUCGCAAGCAGUAGCCUUCGAAAGAGUUUUUAUAGCACGAGAUAAUCUAAAGAUUUUAUAUAUCUACAAUUCUUCAGUAUCUCUCAUCACCAUCAUGUCUGUGACAAAAUCGGAUCUCUUUGAGAAAGUUGUGUCCAAAGAUGCGGCAACAAAGAUCAUGUUUAUGGAGAAUGAGCAAUAUAUUACGCAACCUUUUCACAUUGAGGAAAAUUUGGUUGUAGGUGAAGAAAUAGUUGUUGGUGAAGAUAAUCAAACAGACAUAACAACUUACUUUGAGCAGAGUUUAGAAAACACAGAAAUAAUUGACGAAGAGUCUAUCAAAGAUGCCGCUUUGCCAAAUAAUAGUCAAGCACAGAAUACUAUGUUUUUUGAAGAUGUAUUAGAAAGCGGUGAUGAAAUGGAUAUAGAAGAAACUGUUGAAGAUUCUAUUGUAUUAUCAGAAAACUGUAUUGAUGGAAAACAGGAAGAUAGCGAAGAUAUACUGUCGGACAUCAUGAAGGUAGAGGAGGAUGAAAAUAGUGUGGUGCAAGAGAAAGAGCAAAAAGUGAUUCUCCUUAAUACUUCUGACGGAGAGCAAUUAUUUCUUUUCUACGAAUCACACUCAGAGAACGAGGAGACUGACGAGAACGACAUUGAGUCAAAUAAUUUACAUUUUGUAACGCAAGAGGAAGAGGAGGAGCUAGUGGACGACGAAACCACAGAUUCGGAACAAAAGACAGAUCAACUUGAUGAUAUUAUGCAUCUUGAGGAGUCGCUGUCAGAACUUCCUCACGAAAACAACUCCGAAGAAAUAAACGAGCAGAUGGACACUAAAAACGGUUUGAUCAUUGGAACGUGUAACAUUGAAUCUUUUUCGGAACGAAAAAACGAAGAUACCGAAAAAGAAGUUACCGAAGAUCAAACAGAUCAUUCGAAAGUAUCUCCUUCUUCUAUGACAUACUAUUUCCCCGGUGAUAUGUCUUACAAUGAGGUUUCGCAGUCAAUUUCGUUGUUGAAAUUGAAGAAUGAAAAUCGCGAAGAAGAUUCGAGCAAAUCAUCGCCAUCGGAGAUCAACAAGUCAGAUAAUCAACAAGUGGUCAACGAACAGACUGAUCUGUUAUCAUCAACGACUGCUUCAGAAGUGCCAGUAUCUACAACGGUCAGCGAUCAGGUCGAUCAGCGUCCGCAAGGUAGACGAAGACCGCGCAAACAGAAACUUCUUGAUCGGGGUGAUGAUGAAAUGGUUUUCGUACCGAAAUGGAAGGUGGAGGAAGAGGAACAGAGCGUGUACAAGAGGCGUAACAGACCGCGAGGUCGCAAGAAGUCACAUAUGGCCAAGCGCAAUAUACAAUUAGACAAACUGAGAAUGAAAAAGAGGAUGAGGGCGAAACGACGGAAGAUCGAGAUCAUCGACCUGACUGGCGACGACAACGACGAAGAUAAGGAAAACGAGAUUAUUACCGUAAAUUUGGCUAGCGAUGAUGAAAAAGAAGAAAAUGAAGAAAAGAAACCAGUCAAAAGGAGACGUAUCAGAAAAAGAAAAAGGUUUACGUGCAAACAAUGCUCAGAAACGUUCAUGAUGGUGACGGCACUAGCGCGUCACUUUAAGGCGACACAUCCACAAAAGAGAUCAAGACGAAGACGAACCAAUUAUUAUCAAAAAUCCAAGACGAAACCUUGAAAUAGGCCUUAAAAUAGAAAAACAAAAAAAGAGAAAAACUUCGACGAGAGGAAGAGGAUUUGGUGACUUCCCGGAGAUGAAAAAGAAUAUCGAGUGUCAUUGUGUUGAGCGGAAUGCGGAUAAAGUCGAAGUAUAAAUUUGUUCAAAGAGAAACACAAAUAAAAACUCUACGCGAAUUGCAAUUCGCAACGUGACACUGACAAAUUUGAUUCAGUAUUCUGUUUAUACAGCUACAUGUACAAGCGAAGUGUCACCCUUGCGAGAAGCUCAUCGAAUUCAAACCUCUGUUUUUGCAGUUGAAGGUGCAUAGAGAUAGUACAUAUCGCAGCUCGAUUAUUUGUCUCUGUGCACCUUCAUGUUCUCGCAAAUUCAUGUCUAGAAAAUUCUAUCUAGGAAAAUGUCUAAACUCUGUCACUCUGUGUGCAAGUAACUCAUUGUUGUAUUUAUAUAAACAUAAAUUAUUUAUGUCGUCAAUUAGUUUAUUUUUGUUAACUAGGUUUUUCUCAUCUAUAGAGAUUUGUUAAUUUUUUAAAUUGACUACGAUCGAAAACAUUUGUAAUUUUUAUUAAAAUAUGCAAAUUGCUACGCAGAUCUCUUUUUUUGUAAAUGUAACAAAAAUUUUACAGAGCUAUAAAAUACUAUUUAUUUAUGUUUGAGAAAAUCCAGAUUUGUUUUGCGCAACUUUGUAUAAAUGUAUCUUUUAUACACAUGUAUUGAAAAACAUUUUAGAAAAACCUCGGGAUAUUCUAUAUUUUUCAUAUACAAAUGUUGGUGUGACAACAGGAAACCAAAAACGUGCAAAUGCAAUAAAUAAAAUCUUAUUGUUAUCAUUCACAUAAAC
Messenger RNA from Pseudomyrmex gracilis, 2939 nucleotides. RefSeq names its product E3 ubiquitin-protein ligase HUWE1-like. The transcript has 9 exons. Lineage: Eukaryota; Metazoa; Arthropoda; Insecta; Hymenoptera; Formicidae. The record is from RefSeq and is a predicted model, not a curated record. The coding region runs from base 533 to 2098 and encodes 521 amino acids.